AUGGCGCCUCGAGGGAAAUCAAAACCUGCCAAAGUGACCGCUGCAAGUCAUCAGCCCUCGAAACCUCAGCCACCUAAUUGGCCUCCGUUGGCUCCUCUGGUCCCAGCAGAGCAUCUCUAUAUCGAGACAGUUUUGGCGGGACAGAUCCUUGUGAUUCGAAAGCUGUUCACGUCUGCGCUAUGCAAAACUUAUGUGUCAUUUCUGUCCUCGCUGCCACUCACUACGACGCCAGGAAAGCCUAAACGGGGAGAAGCGACGAGAGUCAAUGAUCGUUUCCAGAUCGAGGAUGCUGUAUUUUCUAGGAUGCUUUGGGAGCAAAGUGGACUGCGGCACCUGGUAGAAUCCUUCGAAGACUCGGACGCUUUCGGUGGCGACGUGCUAGGUCUAAACCCAAACAUAAGAGUGUACAGAUACCGGCCUGGUCAAUUUUUCGAUCAACACUAUGAUGAAAGUAAUAAAUUACAGUUUGGCGAUGAGAAAGCGCCGGCGAAGACCACUUGGACGCUUCUGAUCUACUUGACCACCUGUGAGGGGGGUGAAACCGCCUUCUACCCUGAGUCCGGCAGGAAAGAUGAACAGACGCCUGAGCCUAUUGUGGUUGGACUCGAGACUGGCAUGGCUCUUCUGCACAAGCAUGGCGACGAUUGUUUGCUUCAUGAGGGCAGAGAGGUUAAGAGUGGCGAGAAAUGGGUGCUGAGGAGUGAUCUCGUCGUACGGAGAUGA
Exophiala dermatitidis NIH/UT8656 is the source of this 723-nucleotide messenger RNA. RefSeq lists its product as uncharacterized. Gene Ontology annotation, molecular function: L-ascorbic acid binding; iron ion binding; procollagen-proline 4-dioxygenase activity. The record is from RefSeq and is a predicted model, not a curated record. Lineage: Eukaryota; Fungi; Ascomycota; Eurotiomycetes; Chaetothyriales; Herpotrichiellaceae. Gene Ontology annotation, cellular component: endoplasmic reticulum. Gene Ontology annotation, biological process: peptidyl-proline hydroxylation to 4-hydroxy-L-proline. The coding region runs from base 1 to 723 and encodes 240 amino acids. The transcript has a single exon.